AUGACGGAGGCCUUGUCAUCGCCUGCUUUGCAGGUAAUCAUACUGGGUUCGGGAGGUGGUCCCCAAGAAUCAAAUACGACGGCGUUUCUCGUUCGUUCAGUGCCCCAGAACUGGCGCAAGGGUUCCAUAGUGGCCGUUGACGGGGGCGUUCACUUGUCCGCCAUUACUCGCCUCAUCGAGGAGGCCUUACCAGAGUCGCCUCCGCCGACACCGACGCCGUCGUCUGUUCCUACUCGCCAGAUCUUGACCACUGGUCCGUUUGCUGGACUGGAGCUGCCCUUCACCACGGCCGCGGCGAACGCUGCUCAUGUGACACGCACCCUCGUCGACACAUAUCUCAUCACUCACCCGCAUCUAGACCACAUCUCUGCCUUUGUCAUCAACACGGCAGGCUUGCCCGGCACUCGCCCCAAAAAAUUGGCAGGUCUCCCGGGCACCAUCAAGGCUCUCAAAGACCACAUCUUCAACAAUGUUAUAUGGCCAAAUCUUAGCGACGAAAACAAUGGAGCCGGCCUCCUGACGUAUCUUCGGCUGGUCGAAGGCGGAAGUCCUGCGCUGGGUGAGGGAUACCUGGAAGUGUGUGACGGACUGCUCGUCAAGACAUGGAGUGUGAGCCAUGGCCACUGCAUGGAGAAGCACACACAUCGUGGGUCCUUUUGCAACCCGGCGCCGACUCGUCAAGGCAGCCAGGAUGGGUCAAGUAUACCACUUCGGCGUGACACCUACUACCCGCAUGCUCAUGACUUUGCAGCACAAUUCGCCCGUCGCGAAACCUUUAACCAUCUUUACCCUCCCACAUCAGCCUUCUCACGGCGCCCGAAGUUUGAGCCACGGCCCUGCGUCAACGACUCGAGUGCGUACUUCAUUCGGGAAGAAACGUACGAGCGUGAGGUACUCAUUUUUGGAGAUGUGGAACCGGAUAGCCUUUCUCUCAGCCCGCGGAAUCUUCUCAUCUGGCAAGAGGCGGCGCCCAAGAUUGCGUCUGGGAAGCUGGCGGCUAUCUUUGUGGAAUGCAGCUACACAGACGCCCAACCCGACGAGCGGCUAUUCGGUCAUUUGAAGCCCGCCUAUCUGAUCGAGGAGAUGCAAGUUCUAGCAAAUGAAGUAGAUGCCGCACGAAAGGCACGUGCCCUUGAGUCUAAGAAGCGCAAGCGGGAUGCCGAAGAGGAGGAGGCGGAAAUCCAGCGUAAGAAGGUACCGGUCGUGAACAUGCAGAGCCCUGGGUCUGAUGACCCCGUAUCUCCCAAAUCGGCCAACCCGUUCAACAUGCCCACCGAUUAUUAUUUCUCCGCCAAAGAUUCCGACACGCCGCACAUUGCCACCCCUACUGGCGAGCUAUCACUGGACGAGUUUGGGGUUGAUGGUUCGGGGAUACCGCCGCUGACUCCCGCCAUUACUGCCGCUGCGGAUUCUGCUGUAAAGAAGCCCCUUGAAGGCCUCAAAGUUGUCAUCAUCCACGUCAAGGAGACGCUAGCGGAUGGGCCGCAGGCCGGUGACUCAAUAUUGCAGCAACUGCAAGCGCACGAGCGGGAAGCACAGCUGGGCUGUGAGUUUAUCAUUUCUAAACCGGGCCAGAGCUUCUACUUUUGA
This is a messenger RNA of Trichoderma virens Gv29-8, 1590 nucleotides long. RefSeq lists its product as uncharacterized. The transcript has 3 exons. Gene Ontology annotation, biological process: negative regulation of glucose mediated signaling pathway; cGMP catabolic process; cAMP catabolic process. Bases 1 to 1590 code for a protein of 529 amino acids. The record is from RefSeq and is a predicted model, not a curated record. Gene Ontology annotation, molecular function: 3',5'-cyclic-GMP phosphodiesterase activity; 3',5'-cyclic-AMP phosphodiesterase activity. NCBI's taxonomy places the organism in Eukaryota, Fungi, Ascomycota, Sordariomycetes, Hypocreales, Hypocreaceae.